UGCAUCAGAUGUGAAUACAUCCCAUUUCCAUUUCAAUUUGGUACCAUAUAAUAUCUCCCCUCAAGUGUUAAGAAAGUGUUAUUAUAUCCUUCCCAUCGGUACCUACUUCUCGUCAGGAACACAACGAGGAACACCAGUGGAUGUAACCUUCAAGGUUAUCUUGUUACUCCAUACACAUUUGCCGUUGAUCGUCCUUGUCUCAAGUUUAUCGAUAACCUAUCUAGCACGUCUAGGUAGUGUCCAGUACAAGACGUGGACCAUCAGACCCAGUCAUUAGCCACACAUACGUGCGAUUACAAUGUACUUUGCCAUUCACUCUUAUGACGAAGCUUCCUUUUCCUUGCCCAAAUCUCCAAUCACUAUCUUGGCAAUUUAGCUAGCACAGCCCAUUUUAUCAGAAGCUUUUCCUGCCCAUGUACGUAGGUACUAAUCACUUAUAAUACAAUUAUCAUCGCCAUCGCAACUGCAAUCGCAUUACUCCGACAAAAGCUUCAGGUCCACAUCAGAUCAUGCAUCAAGCAUGCAUCGAACUUCUUCGACUAAGGUGUUAUCCCGCCCACCCAAACGUUCCAAAUAUAAUUUUCGAGCCUUCUAUCUUACUAUAUUGAUCAUUUCAUUGUUAGCUGUGAUAAGUCUUGUCGCAGAUCAAAGCGCGAAAUAUCGUUACGGUUCUCAAUAUGGUGUGGCACAAAAACGAGCAUUGGAUGCGCUGGACAGUAGAAGACUUGUGAAACGGGACGAAGAGUGUCGUCUUGUCCACCAUGCCGAAGAUAAAUGCCAAUUCAUAUUGGCGAAUUGCCCCGAUGAAACUGCAGGACUCCUCAAUUACCUUUCGCUUUACUAUUGCAAGCUACCAACAGCUAAGCCCUUAGCUUUCACCGUUCUCAUAUUAUGGCUUGGACUAUUAUUCUCGACAAUCGGAAUCGCUGCGAGCGAUUUCUUCUGUAUCAAUCUAUCAACAAUCGCGAGCAUAUUGGGUAUGAGCGAGAGCAUGGCGGGCGUAACAUUCCUAGCCUUUGGUAAUGGUAGUCCGGACGUAUUCUCGACGUUUGCCGCAAUGGGUUCGCACAGUGGCAGCCUUGCGGUGGGCGAGCUCAUCGGAGCAGCUGGAUUUAUUACUGCAGUUGUCGCAGGAUCUAUGGCUUUAGUCAGGGAAUUCAAGGUUGGUAAAAAGACAUUCGUAAGGGAUAUUGGCUUCUUCAUAGUUGCAGCAAGCUUCAGUAUGUUAUUUCUCGCAGACGGUGCUCUUCACUUGUGGGAAUGUUUUGUGAUGAUUGGGUUUUACCUUUUCUACGUGGUGAUAGUGGUUAUGUGGCAUUGGUAUCUGGGAGGACGGCGACGUCGUCGUGAAAGAGAGGCCGCAGCUCGUGGUCAGUACUUGGCAAUGACAAAUGAAGAGAUAGAGGUUACCGAGGAAGAUGGAGAUGAUGAGGAUGCGCCAGCAGGAGAGAGAGACUCCCGUGGCAAUGAAGAUUUUGCGGCAUUGGAACGUGGCUCUAGUCCUCAUCCACGAGUGCCUGAAAAUGAAGAUAGUGACGAGGACGGAGAUGAAGGGAGAUACAUUGCUGUAGAGGUGGCUAGCAAUAUGCGAGUGAUACGACCAUCCGGUAGCCGGAGAAAUACUUUAACUCCCAUUCGUCCUAGUUUGGUGGGUGCUCUAGAGUUUAGGUCGGUUCUAUCAUCUUUGCAAAAAUCUCGAGGUUCCCAUGGCCCGCCCAUAAAUUUGCGACGAUAUUCAGAUGACCCAUCGACAUCACUUGACUACAUCAGGUCAUCUGCAACAACAUCAGCUCCGGCUUCGGAAUAUGCCUUGAGCAUAAAUCCUAUUGAGAGUGGUGAAAACGAUACACAGCGCCCUAAGCUAGACGCAGUACGCAGUAGAGCCGUCUCUAUGAACGCUGCGUCAGCCCUCAAGCCUCCGGACCCCGCAGCAUUCACCGUCGCAGAUGUGCCGGACAUUGGUAUAAUGGCAGCCACCCCAACUUUUCCUCAGCUCCUAAGAGUUCCGUCACCAUGCCCCAGAUCGCCCACAGUCUCUAUCUCGCCUCCUCCGUCUUUUGAUGGAUCACGAAGCGACAGACUAUUCACAAACAGCAUAUCGCGAUGGAAUGACGAUUUAUUGGCACCACCUGGGAAUGAAUCUCCAGCAGCAUCACCCCGGCAUCCCCGUUCACCAAGCCUAGACCCUGUAAGUUCACAGGCAAACUCUACUAGAUCACGAACAGUACAACGACCUCAGCUUCAAAUCCCAACCUCAUCAAGAGAUAGCUCGCGAAACCGGACACAUUCACCAAUAUUACCAUUUCCUAUCUACAUGGACUCUCCACUUUUGUUGUCAGGGAAUAGUUCCAAGGCUCCCAGUAUCCUGCUGCCAGAUUCCGAAAUCACACCCGAGUCAGUUAAUUUGGAGCACGAGUUGUACUGUCCGGAGAGGCCAAUAAGAUGGUGGCCAUAUCGCAUAUUACCCAGCCCACAAAUCGUACUUUCAGCUCUAUUUCCUACACUAUGCACGUGGAGAGAUAAGAGCGGAUGGGAUAAAUUUAUUAGUGUUAUUUCGGCCCCUAGUAUCUUUCUUUUGGCAAUCACAUUGCCAGUGGUUGAGUCAGAAUCAAAAGACCAGGAAGAGAUAAGCUCCAUUGAUCAAAGGAGGGAAUCAGGCACAUCAAGGAGAAAUACCGGCCCAUCGCUGAUCCCGGAUAGCCCAUCAUUUAUUUCAGAAGCAGGAUCCGAAUGGGUAGAAUACCAACGGAGUCGACGGAACACACAGACCGAUGAUUGUCCUCGGUCACCUAUUUCAGAUUUUGGUCAACACAAUACCGCGGCGGUAGCCAUCUCGGCUGAGCGCCAUCAUCCUCAUUCGCAUCAAAUUCCCACGUCGCCCACCAAAAAUAUCAGACCGUCUCACGAGGAUGCGAUUCAUAGCGGGCCGGGGAUGGAACAUCCUAGAGACUGGAACCGCUGGCUUGUCGUGCUUCAAUUGUUUACAGCUCCACUUUUUGUGGUAUUCAUAUUUUGGGCUAACAGUGACGAUGGUGACUCGAAGUCGCUCAUACGUCUGGUUUUGUAUUCCAUUCUCGGAUCUUUGGUAGCAUUUUCCAUUCUCGUAUUAACAACAACCCAUUCGAGGCCCCCUAAACAUCGAUUCGUACUUUGUUUCCUCGGUUUUGUCGUUGCCAUUGCUUGGAUUUCCACCAUUGCCAACGAAGUUGUCGGAGUUCUCAAAGCAUUUGGUGUCAUUUUAGGCAUCUCAGAUGCGAUACUUGGCCUUACGAUCUUCGCUGUUGGCAAUUCAUUAGGAGACCUCGUCGCCGAUAUCACAGUUGCCAGAUUAGGAUAUCCUGUUAUGGCAUUGAGUGCUUGCUUUGGGGGACCGAUGCUAAAUAUUCUCAUUGGAAUUGGCGUUAGUGGCGCAUACAUGACAAUUAAAGAGGCCAACCACAAACAUCACAAGCAUCCAAACAAAGAUAUCAAAUAUAAGCCAUACGAGAUUGAAGUCAGUGGUACACUAAUGGUCAGCGCCAUCACUUUGCUGAUCACGUUAGUCGGACUUCUCAUUGCAGUACCGAUGAACAAAUGGAUAAUGAGUAGGAAAAUUGGAUGGGGUUUGAUUAUUCUCUGGUCCAUCAGUACAAUGAUUAAUCUUGCCGUAGAGGUUAGUGGAGUUUGGGGCGAUAAUUUGGACCUGUCUACCUUCUUUUCAUAAGAUUGAGGAUAUUUUUGAUGUAGAUGAUGAAUUAUGUUUAAUAGUAGAAAGAUAAGGGGGUAGAGUUGUACUAUACCCGGAAUAUAUAGGCUGCUUUUUUGGUAUGAUUUUAAUGGCUAUGUUAUUUCCCAAUA
Messenger RNA from Botrytis porri, 3837 nucleotides. RefSeq lists its product as uncharacterized. The coding region runs from base 521 to 3703 and encodes 1060 amino acids. Gene Ontology annotation, molecular function: monoatomic cation transmembrane transporter activity. Gene Ontology annotation, cellular component: membrane. The transcript is spliced from 2 exons. NCBI's taxonomy places the organism in Eukaryota, Fungi, Ascomycota, Leotiomycetes, Helotiales, Sclerotiniaceae. Gene Ontology annotation, biological process: monoatomic cation transport; transmembrane transport; intracellular calcium ion homeostasis. The record is from RefSeq and is a predicted model, not a curated record.